Molecule: messenger RNA, 1110 nt
Organism: Haemorhous mexicanus (house finch)
Lineage: Eukaryota; Metazoa; Chordata; Aves; Passeriformes; Fringillidae
Product: neuropeptides B/W receptor type 2-like
Exons: 1
Biological process (GO): neuropeptide signaling pathway
Cellular component (GO): neuron projection; membrane
Molecular function (GO): neuropeptide binding; neuropeptide receptor activity
Source: RefSeq, a predicted model, not a curated record
UAACAGCUGCUUUUCACAGGAGGGGAAAAAACCCAACCAAACAAAAAACCUCUCACUUCUGGGCUAGAGAGGCUUUCAGUGGUAUCUGAGGGUGCUCUGUGAUCAAUAGGCAUGGGAAACAUCUCCUUUUGGGAUGAUCUGAACAGCUCCUGCAGCAAUGCAGGCAACAGCUGCUACCUGGAAAACAGCAUGAGGUUCAACUUCACCCUCCAAGAGCAGGCAGCUGAUUUCUACGUUGUCCUGCCUGUGAUCUACUCUGUGAUCUGUGCUGUGGGGCUCACAGGCAACACUGCUGUCAUUUAUGUGAUCCUCAAGGCCCCCAAGAUGAAGACUGUGACCAACAUGUUCAUCCUGAACCUCGCUAUCGCGGAUGACUUGUUCACCCUUGUCUUGCCCAUCAAUAUUGCAGAGCACCUCCUCCGCUACUGGCCCUUCGGAGAAAUCCUCUGCAAGGUCAUCUUGUCCAUAGACCACUACAAUAUCUUCUCCAGCAUUUAUUUCCUGACAGUGAUGAGCAUAGACAGGUACCUGGUGGUACUGGCCACGGUCAGGUCCAAGAGGAUGCCCCACCGCACGUACUGAGCAGCCAGGAUCAUCAGCCUGUGCAUCUGGAUCCUGGUCACCAUCAUAGUCCUCCCUUUCGUCAUCUUGGCCAGUGUCUACACCGACGACCUGGAGAUCAAGAGCUGUGGUCUCAAUUUCCCCAAGCCCGAGAGGUUUUGGUUCAAAGCCAGCAGGAUCUACACCCUCAUCCUUGGCUUUGCCAUUCCAGUAUCCACCAUCUGCAUCCUCUACACCAUGAUGCUCUACAAGCUGAGGAACAUGCACUUGAACUCCAAUGCCAGAGCCCUGGACAAAGCCAAGAAGAAAGUCACCAUUAUGGUCUUCAUAGUCCUGGCUGUGUUCCUCUUCUGUUGGACACCCUUCCAACUGGCCACCGUCGUGGCUUUGACCACUGACUUACCCCAGACCUCCAUGGUCAUUGGGAUAUCCUACUUCAUCACCAGCCUAAGCUAUGCCAAUUCAUGCUUGAAUCCUUUCUUGUACGCUUUCCUGGAUGACAGUUUUCAGAAGAGUUUCAGGAAGCUGCUGGAAUGCAGAACUUCUUGA